GAGCCACGCAGAGCUGACAAUGCAUUUUUAGUCCCAGCAACCGCAACAGUUAUCAUUAACUGUUGUUGGUGUUGCUAUGUUUAUGCUUCCGGUAUAGGCCGAGGCGAGCCAGGCACAGCCCACAGGUUUUCUUGCAACCAAGCGAAGGGACGGUCAUCAUGCCUCCAAAGAAAAAGGCUCAACAAAAACAAGAUGGUACAGAAUUGGAUUUAUCAAAACUGAAAGUGGAAGAGCUACGCACUCUGUGCAAAAAAAGGGGCCUUCAGACAACAGGGAGGAAAACUGACCUUGUAGACCGGUUGCAGAAAAGUGACGAGGAUGCUGCCGCAGGGGGCAAAAAGAUUAAGCUUGAAGAAGAAGAAGAUGAAAAGCCAACAGUGAAGGAUAAACUAGUUGCUUUAGCUGCAGAAGAAAAGAAGAAGAAAAAGCAAUGUCAAAGGAGUGUAGACAGUAUUUGUCACCUUUCGAAUGCAGCGGUCUUUGAGGAUUAUGAUUGCAUGUUGAAUCAAACCAACAUAGGACAGAAUAAUAACAAGUUUUAUGUUAUCCAGCUAUUGCAGUCUUCUAAAGCUUACUAUGUAUGGAACAGAUGGGGUCGUGUGGGUGAACCAGGCUCCAGUGCAUUAAAAGGUCCGUUUGGCUUUGAAGCUGCCAAGAAAGAGUUUGAAAAGAAGUUUAAAGACAAGACAAGAAACGACUGGGCAGCGAGAGAUGAUUUUCAACCUGUAAAAGGGAAAUAUACUUUAAUUGAAAUGGAUGCUUCAGAUGAAACUGACAAUGCUGUUAUGGAAGGAAAGCUCUCAGCUCUUGAUGCCCCAGAUGGUGCAGAGAAAAAGUUCAAACCCUGCAAGCUUGACAAAGCAACCCAAGACCUGCUAUCUCUCCUGUUUGAUAGUGAUAUGUUCAAGGAGGCAAUGACAGAAAUGAAUCUUGAUGUCAAGAAGAUGCCAUUAGGUAAACUGAGUAAGAUGCAAAUUGCCAAAGGUUUUGGAGUUUUGGAAGAAAUUGAGAAGAUACUAGACCAAGGGAAAAAAGCUGGUUUAGAAGAGUUAACGUCAAGAUUUUUCACAGUAAUCCCUCAUUCUUUUGGCCGGCAAAGGCCACCUGUUAUCAACACAAAGGAAAUUCUUCAGAAGAAAAUGGAUAUGCUAACUGUUCUUGGAGACAUUGAAAUCGCUCAGAGGCUAAAGCAGGAGGAAGAAGAAAGUCAGGCUGGGCUUGAAAUGGCUGACCACCCAAUCGAUGUCAACUAUUCACUUCUGAGUGCAGACCUAGAACUUGUCAAGAAGGACAGUGAAGAAUUCAAGUACAUAAGCACGUAUACCAACGCUACAAAGAUCAGUGGCUAUCGAUCAAACUUAAAGAUUCUUGAUGUCUGGAGAAUGAAUCGUCAUUCGGAGGGUGAACGGUUUAAGGAACACGAUGAGCUGAAGCAUAGAAAGCUUCUUUGGCAUGGAACCAAUAUUGCUGUGGUCGUUGCUAUUUUGAAGAGUGGUCUACGGAUAAUGCCGCAUUCAGGCGGUAGAGUCGGAAGGGGCAUUUAUUUUGCUUCAGAAAAUGGCAAAUCCAGUGGAUAUGUUGGCAUAUCAUCAAAAAAUAUUGGCAUUAUGUUCCUUUGUGAAGUUGCCCUGGGGAAGGAGAAAGAGAUAACAGCGGACGACUCGAGUUUAAAAGCGGCUCCCAAGGGAUAUGAUUCAAUUGUAGCAAGAGGCAGAACAGAGCCAGAUCCAAAGCACGAUGUAAAGGUAAAUUUCGAUGGGAAGGAAGUAAUUGUUCCUCAAGGCAAACCAAUCAACCAAAAAGAGUUUGCAGGCAGUCAUUUUUCCCAAAGUGAAUAUCUCGUGUACAAGGAAAGCCAAGUCAGGAUGCGGUAUUUGCUGGAGUUUCAAUUCUAACAAAGUAUCUUUGAGUGGUUUUUAGCAGUUUUUAAACAGAAGUAAUUUUUGUUUUAAGGUAUUUUGAUUCUUACGAUGUUAAGCACCGUUAAGCUGUCAUUAGGUGAAAGAGAUGGCACAAAUUUUGAAAAUGUUGAUAAAAAAGUAAAUUGCACGGACAAUUGCACGUACGCAUGCACUGAUAGAAAGAUAUAUAGAUUGAUAGAAGGAUUGAUUUUUGCGCAGUGAUUUUUGCGAGUUUCUUUUUUUUUGUAUCGAAAUACCCGAUUUUUAGGUAAAUUUUCUGAGUCCUAUCAAAUGAUUUUUGGCACUGUGCACAUGUAUAAGAUUAGAAACAUGACGAAGAUAGAAAACGGCUGGUUGCAACCUAAAAAGUUUUUAUGGCUGAUACUCUUUCAUUCCUUACUGUUCUGUCGCAAAAAGCGAUUUCAUCAUGCAAUAUUAAUUUGAGAUAAUGCUUAGCUGUUGAACACCAAUCCCUUUUGUAUUAUGUCAGAAUUCAAGGCUUCAGCGGAUCGUAGCUUGCUGUUUCAAAGCAAGUUAAUAGAAGAAGACUAUGAGUGGGGCAGUUUCUUAUAGCGAGUCUUUUAAAAAAUAAAUGAGUGCCAUGGAAAUAAUGUAAUUCUCUUAAUGAAGACAGUAUUGCCGAGUCGUAAUCGUUGUGUCAUUUAAUUGAUGAGUAAUCUCCGGCCUAAAUUUGACAGUUCUGAUAUAUCAUUUCUCCGCAAAUUUCCUUCUUAGGUAUAAAAUCAAUUCAGUGCUUUCCCCUAUGUUCUGACUAAUGAUGAACAAUGUCCAUUACGAAUAGCCUCGCGUUUCAAAAACGUCACAAUGACUGGAGCACAAGCAAAGUAAAGCUUAACCCGCAGGGGAAUUAUGAUUGCCAAGUUCACAUUCGGUUUUAUAAGGUUCCUAAAUGAACAUGGACAUUGUUCCUAAUAGUGUAUUGGUGGGAUUUAAACACUUAUGCAAUUUUUAUGCCAUUCACCACUAUUAAGGGGGGGGGGGGCCUUAAGCUUAAUGUGGGUCUUCCCCGAAUAUUAUUGCUACAUUGACAUAGAACUGUUAUAAAUGGAGCCUGAGCUGCGAUGAAUAUUCAAUGCUGCCCUCUCAGCCCCUGUAUAUCGUGCUUCUAUUAUUACUAGAACGCGUUGUGCCAUACCAAGCAGGAAAACAGCAAGCUUCUUCAAGCAUGGUCACAGCUUUGAAACAAAAACCUAAACAUAUUUUGGUAAUGUAACGUACAUAUAAUAGUACAGUCUCUCAUCCCCUUCCUCCCUUUAAAAAUUGGUCGCAUUAAUCGCAUUAGCAGAAAUUCAGAUCAAACUGCAAAAAUAUCAAGAUUGCUCUGGAAACCAGGAAACUGUAAAUUAGUUUCAGUUUCGUUUUGGUUUUGAUCAAAGUACCUUGAAGAAGAGGAAUCGUGUAACAACGGGAGUAUGUUUCAAAAUCAGAGUCCAGAAAUAUCCUUAAACUGCGUCCCGUCAAAAUUUUUCCCUGUCAAAACCUUCCUCCAUUUUUCAAGGCAAUCACCUUGAAUAGGGCGUGGCUAGGGAGUAGCAAGAGCAUAAAGCGUGAAAGACGCUGUAAAUUGAGACAAAAUUUUGUGUUUUGGUCGAUGGUAAUUAUCGCGUACGAUAAAACUUUUCUAGAAUAACAUUCAAAACAUUACAGCUCGAGAAUAAUAUUUCUUUUUAAAUGUCAAAUGAUAAAAUCGAUAUGAACAUGCUAUAAUAAAAAUUGAAAAAUUUCAAAACCAUGGAGCAGAGGCUCAUUAAGGGUCCUUUUUGAUGUUAGUACUUAAGGGUCCUGGGUCUUAGGGUCUUAGGGUCUGGUUUUCACGGUAAUCACCUAAUUGUAAUGUUAACUGUCCGUCUAGUUCGCUUGUUGGUAUUUGGCAUCAUUUAAGUAUGAAGGAAGCGCAAACACUGUCACCAACAGCCCUGUGCAGAGAAAUAUAUCAAAAACUAGUUUUAGACAUAAUCGAUACUUUCUGAUAAAGAAUGGGGGGGGGGCUUGAAAUUUUUGCCAUUAGAUUUCCCUAUGAUCUCCUUUUCUCAAGAGUUAUCCCUGCUUUGAUAAGAGAAGUUGCAGUGGGUGACGGAGGCUAAGUAGAAAAGCUUGCGCUCACUAGCAGUGACAAGCAAAAUGCACACCUUGAGAAAGUUUUCC
Rhopilema esculentum is the source of this 4067-nucleotide messenger RNA. RefSeq names its product protein mono-ADP-ribosyltransferase PARP3. Gene Ontology annotation, biological process: double-strand break repair; protein poly-ADP-ribosylation. Gene Ontology annotation, cellular component: nucleolus; site of double-strand break. The record is from RefSeq and is a predicted model, not a curated record. Gene Ontology annotation, molecular function: NAD+ poly-ADP-ribosyltransferase activity. Lineage: Eukaryota; Metazoa; Cnidaria; Scyphozoa; Rhizostomeae; Rhizostomatidae.